AGGCCACGCCUAAUCGGAGAAAGAAAACCGCAGAAUUUGACCUAGUGACCCGACCCAACCCGACCCGACCCAAAUUUCAUUAAUUUUAAAAUUUUUUAACAACACGCUGCUUCAGCUGCCUCCUGCGACGCAACCACACAAUAUCGCGCUCCUCUUCCGUUCCGGUGUAACUUAUCUGCGACGCAAUCCACACGCAAUCCACACUCCAACAAAACGCUCCUUCGGCGUAAGUUUUCUGCGAUUAUCUUCCAGCGACCACUCCACCAGCGACUCUCCAUGGAACAAAUGGGAGAUAAUAAUAUCCGCGACUACGAAGACGAUCCAUCCAAGGACCCGAAACGAAAAGCCAGCUCUAAUGAUCCCGGAUGGAAAUAUGGCGUUUGGCCAAAUAUGAACAACAAAAAUCUGGUGGAGUGCACAUUAUGCCACAAACAAAUUAAUGGUGGCAUAGGACGGUUCAAACGUCAUCUUGUUGGCGGAUUUGGAGAUGUCACGAAGUGCCCAAAUACAACAACAGAGGCCUAUGGAUUCCUCUAUAGCAUCAAAUCCGUCUAUUACUCAACCAAGUUCUGGUUUUGGGAGGUGGUAGAGGAUUGUAUAAGGGCAUCACAACCUCUUUUAAUUGUGUUGAGAAUUGUUGAUGGAGAUGAGCGUCCGGCCAUGACGGAGGUGAUAGCAGCUAUGGAUGUUGCUAUGGAAAAAAUUAAGGAGUCCUUUUCCAACAAAUCAACAUUGCAGAAAAAAGUGAUGGACAUAAUUGAGAACCGAUGGGUGAAUCAAAUGGAGCAAAAAAUAUAUGCAGCUGCAUAUUUUUUAAAUCCUGGCAAGUAUUUUUUGCUCAAAGAGAAGGAUGAGACAUAUGCAUCUAGGCUUCGGGUCUUGUUUAAUGAGGUCGUAGAGAAAAUGACAAUAGGUGAUGAGCGAUUGCAAAUGCAGAUUAUUAAGCAAGUGAGUGAAUAUGAUGAAGUAAGAGGAGGCUUUUCAAAGAGUAUACCAGUGAAGCGACGAACGCUCAUGUCCCCAAUUGAUUGGUGGAAUUCGUUUGGUGGGUAUACUCCGGAGCAUCAAACAUUUGCUAGAAGAAUAAUUGGUCUUUGUUGUUCUUCAUCUGGCUGUGAACGUAAUUGGAGUACUUUUUCGUUUAUACACACAAAGAAAAGAAAUCGACUCGAGCAUCAAAGAUUGAAUGAUUUGGUGUAUGUGAAAUAUAAUCGCAAGAUUGUCAAUCGCUUCAAAAGGCGUCGAGAACAAGGGAAGAACUUCAACCCUUUGGUAUUAGAAGAUUUUCAAUGGAAUAAUGAAUGGGUAGAUGCCAAUGAGGAAGUUGUUCAUUUGGGAGAUGAUCUUUUGUGGAGUCAUGUGGAUGAGGCAACUGGGGCUUCAAACAAUCUUGAGGGACGUGACUUGCGUAGGAGAAGUGGUCCAACUUGCACAAGUGAACGUGCAAGUACGUCUAAUGCCGAGAUUGUUUAUCGUCGACGAGGUGCUUCAAAUACGGGAUUGGUGGAUGAUGAUUUGGAAACCGAGAUUGAUGUUUUUCCUAAUGAUGAGGAAGAUGUUGAUAAUGACUAUGGUCGUAUCUCUCCGCCUGUCUACGACACCACAAUGGAAGAAAACUGUCAUGGUGGCAUAACGUUGGAUGAUGAUAUUUGAUACCUCAAACCAUGGAAUUAACUAUUUUAAUGUCAUUUGACUUAUCAUUGUUCUUGGUGUGUUAUUUUUCAAGAUUGAAGGAUAUUUGCUUGUUAUGUACUCUUUGUUAAGUGACUUUAUGUGCUAUCUUUAAACAUAAAUUUGCUUUGGUUAU
Molecule: messenger RNA, 1807 nt
Organism: Cuscuta campestris
Lineage: Eukaryota; Viridiplantae; Streptophyta; Magnoliopsida; Solanales; Convolvulaceae
Source: the annotation of a GenBank genome assembly